Sitodiplosis mosellana (orange wheat blossom midge) is the source of this 4659-nucleotide messenger RNA. RefSeq names its product eye-specific diacylglycerol kinase-like. Gene Ontology annotation, molecular function: ATP-dependent diacylglycerol kinase activity. Gene Ontology annotation, biological process: intracellular signal transduction; lipid phosphorylation; diacylglycerol metabolic process. Bases 2619 to 4337 code for a protein of 572 amino acids. Lineage: Eukaryota; Metazoa; Arthropoda; Insecta; Diptera; Cecidomyiidae. The record is from RefSeq and is a predicted model, not a curated record. The transcript is spliced from 14 exons.
GAUCUUUCAAAUGGGACAAAAACUUGGACAAUAAACACAGACCAAAGAAAUUUUAAGUUUUCAUUUCAACGUUCAGAACAAAGCAUUUGUCAAGUAAAUGCUGAUUAAAAUCGAGAACCAAGAUAUAUAUCAAAUCAUAAAUGUUUCGGUGCCUUCUUUCGUUGAUUUUUUUCUCUUUAAUAUUUUCUGUCGGAUCGAUUUCAUUUCGUAUGCAAAAUGUGAGUUAACCGUUUUAAUGACCUUUGAAAUUCAACAUUGAACUGACCACAAUUUUUCAGAGUUCGGAAACCCGUAUAAUCAAAACAAACUUGUCUGUCUUGAAAAAGAAUACUUUUUUGCGCAGCAUAUAAAAGAUUUGGAUUCUCCUUUUCUGACACAAUUCUCUUGAGUACAGUGUACAGUCAAGUAGUUACAAAAUGUGGAAAUUGAGCGCAGCGCUCUGUUUGUUAUCAGCUUUAGCUGUAGUGCCAAUUAAUAAUAAUGGUUCAAAUACAAAAGUGUUUCAUUUCACAAGAAUUCAGGAUGAAAGCAGUGGCUUCAAUUUUGAAUACACAUUGGCUAAUGGUGGGAAAUUCAUUGGCAAAGCGACUCCUUUGCAUAGUCUUUCAUUGAAUAUCUACGUGAUGAUGGGCGCCGAUGACUCAUUCUACUGGAUUAACUUUUCGGAAGAUGAUCUCAAAAAAGAUUCUUUUGAUAAAAUUGUGAACUAUGUUCAACUUGACCGAGAAAAUGAAGUACUGGCUCGUUUGACGGAUGACUUCGUUUCUUAUCAUAUUCACAAGGAUGGCAAAGUGUAUGGAGGACCGUAUAUGACAUAUUGGAAUGUGAAUAACGUUGCCUUUCAACUGGCUGAUGUUAAGGAAAAAACAUUUAAUUAUGUAUUUUUUUCGACAAAUAAUGGAAGACAAUACAAAGGCAGAACAUCAUACACCGAUGAUCCCCACGUUCAAACGGUUUACGUACCAGAUUAUCAUGAAUGUUUCUUAUUCCAAGCUACUUUCACUGACGAUGAACUCAACUUAACUCAAACAAUCUACAAACAAUUAGAUCAAAGCACUGUAUGUGCGCCUCCACAAGCAGAAUAUGUUCCGGAUGCUCCAAUGGAAAUCGAUCCAAAUCUCCUCAAAAGCCUGGCUGGCUAGAUUACGCCACUAGCUAGAUUGAUUUCCUUUUCGAAAUCAAGCUACUACUGAAAAGAAUUUUUUUUCCAAUUUUGUCAUACGAUUUUUUAAAGCAAACAUUUAUUUUGAAAUGAAUUUUUGAAUUUUUAUUUUGCAUUUUAAUAUUUUCAAAAUUGAUAUACUCAAAGGUGACCCAUUUUAUAGUUGAAGAGUGUAAUUAAGCAAACCAUAUUCUUAACCAUUUCUUAACCUUCACUACAUACAUCUCAAACUAUAUCUUCGACCUAUAUUCGUUGAAAUAAAUAUCGGAUUAAAAAAAUGUGCAUGCAUUCUAUGAUGACACAAAUUGUGGUAAUUUCAUAAAGGAUAACUAUUUCAGACAAUAGGCAUAUAAAACAUAGAUAAUGAUGAUCUGCAAUUUCAUAAAUUUCUUCUGCGUAUUGACAUGCAUAACACUUAAUUUCCGCCUAUAGAACUAAUCAGAUGUUUGGAUUAAAUUUUCAUUUAGUAAAUAUGUUUUAUUUACUUUUUCGACAUUGCCACAAGAUUAUUUCAGAGAAUGUUGUUUACGAUUUGUUGAUGUUAAUCGAGAUGAACUCAGGGCAGAGGAAAGUGAAGAGUUGAUUGAAAUCUAUUAUGUAAAAUCAUGUGAGCCUUCUAUUUUUAUAGGAAAAGUUAAAAGUAAACAUUUUUUCCUAUUUAAAAAAAAAAGAAGUUCGCCGUGCCACAAACAUAGUUCUCAACGACCAAAAAUGGAAGACAUACCUACCAAUGUCUUGUUCAUAUUAAAUGAAAAUAAAAAGUGUUUCGCAAAAUUUUUGUCUGAAUUUUAUUUAUAAGGUCUGAAUCUUGGAUUUACUUUGUGUGAUAUGAUAUUCUCUUUUGUGAAGCAGGAGGCAUACGUUAUUUCAAGUUGAAUUGCUUCAAAACAUGAGAAGUCCCAAUAUUCACAGUCACAUUUCAUGCAUUUCUCCUUUAUGGUAAUAUAGUACAAGUAGUCUGUUUUGGCGAGCAAUUCGAUAUGAAAAAUUGUUGAUUGUUUACAAAGUGAAGAGGAAAAAAAUAGAAUCUCGCGAUUCGGGUAAUUUUUCUCACAGGCAUCUCUGUACACACAAUAAUUGAAAUUAUAGAAUGCUGACAUUUUGUUAUUAAAGAGAAGAAUGUGUGAAACACUUGCGAACAUCAUUUUUAUGGAGUGAACUUUUGCGAUUCAAGAGUGAAGUGUAAGGAAAUUUCCACCACACUUGUUCCAAUCAUAAAAUAAUUCAGUCAUGUUAAUUUUUUUUUAAUAUUCAUUAUUUCGUAAUUGUAUUCCAUUUGCAUCAUCACCAAAAUUUGUUUAUGAAUAAUUUUGUUGAACACACUUGCGGAACUCAUUCCAGAAAGCUUUUAAAUUAAACGAAUUUUUCCAUUUUACCACACUGUCCAAUUUAUUUUGCAAAGUACCCACCCAAACGGAAUUUCAUUUGAAAAGAAACAUUUAAUUCAGAAUUCAAAAUGAAUAGAAAAUCAAUUUUUCUAUUCGCUUGUCUCAUAUUAACGCUACACGUUGUCAACGGAGGAUUUUUGGACGGCAUCAAGAGAUUGUUCGGGAAUUUGAAAUGUGCAUAUGGAAUUAGCCAAGAAUAUACAGAUGAUCCUCCCACUAGUGGAAAUGAGACGAGUAAAAGUGUUCCAUUGCCUGAUUGGAGUGUCAAUGCGAAAGUCGGUGAUCACUUGUGGCAGGCAACAUCAGAUUCGGGUGAUAUUUGUGAUGUCGGCAAAAAAGAAUGCUCGAAACGGGGACCGCGCAUGAAGUGUUCGGCAUGUAAAAUGGUGGCUCAUACCAGUUGCAUGCCGAUUAUUACGAAACGACAACAAUUGUCAUGCAAACCAUCGUUCAUAGACGAAAGCACUCUGAAAAUGCAAAAAAAGUCAAUUAUUGAUUGGCCAUUACAUAAUCCCCAUCAUUGGAUGUACCAUCAAAUGGAAAAGGGAGAAUACAGACAGUGUGAAAAAUGUCAAAAGUUGAUUGAAGCGAAUUCAUUCAGUUUGAAGAAAGUUGUUGCAGUAUCAUGUCCCUGGUGCAAGUUAUCAUUUCAUAAUAAGGAAUCAUGUUUUAAUUCACAUCAAAUUGGCGACCGGUGUACGUUUGGUCAGCACUCUAAAAUCAUUGUGCCGCCAUCAUGGAUAGUAAAACAGAAGAAAUACAAACCGUUUGUGAUUAAGCCCAUUCCCAUGACAGAACACGCACCUUUGCUAGUUUUUAUCAAUCCAAAGAGUGGUGGGAAUAUGGGUGGCGAACUUUUGGAAAAGUUUCAAUGGCUAUUGAACCCACGCCAAGUAUUUUACUUGACACGAGAAAAUGGACCGCGGAUGGGAUUAGAAUUAUUUCGAGACGUGCCAAAUCUGAGAAUUUUAGCAUGCGGAGGAGAUGGUACUGCUGGAUGGAUUUUUUCGGAGUUAGAUCGUAUGCAAUUCACAAAGCCCCCAGCUGUUGGAGUGUUGCCAUUGGGCACUGGCAACGAUUUAGCACGCUCUUUCGGAUGGGGUGGCGGUUAUGAUAAUGAACCAAUUUCAACAAUUCUCAAGAGUAUUAGCGACUCGAAUCCCGUAUUGCUGGAUCGAUGGAGUUUAAAAGUCACACCGAAUCUGAAAGCAAAAUAUGACGAGGAUGGAAAGGACGACUUGCCUCAGCAUUCAAAGGUUGUGAACAAUUAUUUCUCAUUUGGAAUCGAUGCCCAUAUUGCGCUCAAAUUCCAUGAAGCACGUGAAAAUCACCCGGACGUAUUCAAUUCACCGUUGGUGAAUAAAUUGUAUUAUGGCCAGGCUGGCGGAAAGGAUUUGCUGGUAGCCAAAUGGGAGCAUCUUUCUGAAAUAGUAACUCUUGAAUGUAAUGGAACGGACAUAACACCGGAACUGAAGAAGCAUCGCGUUCACGCGGUUUUGUUCUUGAACAUUCCAUUCUAUGGUGGCGGCACUCGUCCUUGGGCUAGCCCAGGCAAGAAACAAGCUACCGACGAUGGUCUGAUCGAAGUCAUCGGUUUGACCUCGUAUCAAUUGCCACUGCUGCAGGUUGGUCGACCAGGUACAUGCAUCGCACAAUGUAAAACAGCGAAAAUUAUUACGUCACAAACAAUCCCGAUGCAGGUAGAUGGUGAAGCAACCAAGCUGAGACCAUCGAUCAUUGAAUUGAGCCUACUCAACAAAGCGUCGAUGUUAGCGAAAAAGUUAUAAGCGAAACUUUAAUCGAAAAAUAAAAACGAGAAACUUCAUAGUGUCUUAUUAAUCGCAAAUCAAUGUGUAAGAAGACACAGUUCAUUGAUUUACUAUUAAUAAGACGAUGUUCAGUUUUCUCCCUUUUAUAAUACAGUGUUGAUUGAUUUCAUGAAUUCAAUGUAUUCCAAUGAAAUAAUUAAAAACUAUUUGAAAAAAGAUCCUGGUAGAGUUAAUUUAUUAUGAAUAACCACCAUCAUCGCAACUAGAAAUCAAGGAACACUUAUCUGAUUCAAGCAGAGAAACAAUUAGCUGAAAAGUAUUUUCUAUUCCUAGAUUUUUU